This is a messenger RNA of Styela clava, 1294 nucleotides long. RefSeq lists its product as uncharacterized. Lineage: Eukaryota; Metazoa; Chordata; Ascidiacea; Stolidobranchia; Styelidae. The record is from RefSeq and is a predicted model, not a curated record.
AGAAAGAUAAGGUUGUGAAAUUAGGUACCAAGUACGAUAGGGCGCUGUCUAAUGAUGCUGUUUGUAAAAAUAUUGGAGAAAGAACUGUCGGUAGGAUAACUACACUCUAAUACAAAAUCAUAUCGUGAAAUUAAUACAGAUUAGCAUCAUCGGCACAUCAACCUUUUAUAUUCAAAAUGCCGUCUUCAAAACACGAAGCAAAGUUGUUAUUUCUUAUAAAGAAAUUAAUUCGUAGGCAGCAUUCGGCAACUGGAUGUACAAUUAACAAGAUAUGUCGCAUGAUAGAAGACGAAGAUAUCGGCGUAAAUCCGUGUGAAAUAGAAAAGGAUGUACGGAACGCUCUGGAAAUAGGAAUCGAGAAAAGAGAACUUGUGAAUGUCGCGGACGACGUGUUUGCGAUUGCAAAUAUGGGUAAGGACUGCCAAAACAAAGACGGGUGCAAAAAACGACGACAAAGUAGAAGCAAAUCUCGUACGAGUACGUCAACUUUGUAUUCGAGUCAAAACCAACAAUCAAGAGAAUUGAGAGAUAGGGUAAAAGAUAUGCGACGGGAAUACAGAAAAAGCAAAGAAAGAAAAUCUCCGCCAUCAGAUACUGAGGAUGAAAAAAAUGUGAAGUCUAGUCCGACAGAGAAAGAAAAACCUAGUAAAAUUGAAACAGUGAAAUGCUGUGCAGAUCGAGCGUACAGGAGGAUGGGAAUGGCGAGUCACAAAGUUGGUCCAUCAUUAGAAAAUAUGGAAAUUGAUGAAAACGGAUCAAAAAUUGCUCGAUCUGUCUACGACAAUUCCCAUGCUAAGGAAUAUUCGUCUGAAGAGAAUUGUCAGAAAGAUUUCACGACAUAUUCCAAACGUAAAAGAAAGAAGCUCCGAAAGCGAAGAGUUAAAUUUGAUCGACAAAAAUCUGUUGCAAAGUCAUCUUCCUCCUCGGUGGCUUCCAGUGCCGGUAGACCAAAGUUUCGUAGAAAAAGUCGGUGUUGUAAAAAGAGAAGGGAAGGUAAAUCUUCCAAAAGACAUGUGAAACCGAAAAGAAAACCCAGAGAAUUAGCGAAAACAAUCAAAAGAAAUAAUAAUAAAAUAUUUUGCUUAUGGUGAGGGAAACUGAACGCUGUUUUUAGUAUCCUGCUAAGUUUCAACAAACAAUUUUUGCCAAAUUAUUUGAAGAUUUUGUGUAUAUUUUAAUUUGUUUUAUUAUCUAUUUCGCCCGAAUCAAGCGUCAAAUUUAUAUUUCAUUUUUACGCAGAGGAAAAGAUUUGAAAAAAAUAAUAUUAUUUCUCUAACAAGAACUCUGUGCUGCU